AAAAAGAAACGUCAGGAAAACCCAGAUGCUACUCAAGGGCGAAAACGCGCUAACGCAGUGGUCAGGGUUCAGACCCGACGCAGCCGUAAACGGGCCAAAAAAGGCACGCGUGAGGACGAGGAGGAUGAGGAGGACGAAGAAGAAGAGGAAGAAGCAUGCAUCCCAGAGCGAACCACUUUCAUUGAGCACAGUAUCAGCGGUCCAGCGGCGGGCCUUGAGUCAGAGGAAGAGGACGCCGUCGCUGCAGUUGAUCAGUUUGCUCGUGAUCGUCACUCACGACCUCUUGAUCUAGUUCUUCCACAGCACAAUGCAUAUUGA
This is a messenger RNA of Dibothriocephalus latus, 318 nucleotides long. The record is from the annotation of a GenBank genome assembly. Lineage: Eukaryota; Metazoa; Platyhelminthes; Cestoda; Diphyllobothriidea; Diphyllobothriidae.